Molecule: messenger RNA, 1481 nt
Organism: Esox lucius (northern pike)
Lineage: Eukaryota; Metazoa; Chordata; Actinopteri; Esociformes; Esocidae
Gene: tagln3a
Product: transgelin 3a
Exons: 5
Coding region: 235-834 (199 amino acids)
Molecular function (GO): protein binding
Source: RefSeq, a predicted model, not a curated record
CUAGGCUGCAUAGCCAAACAGAGGAGUGAAAGCGCAGAGGCAUCAGUUUACUGUUCUGGCACUGAAAGCCUUGGCGAGUCCGACAACGGAUGCUGAGCUUGGUACCGCACGUCUGAAAGAUGUCCAAUAACAGCAUGUGACUACAAAGCAGGAUUAACAGCCAGGAACGGAACGAACAGGACCAUAUAUUCAUUGAAAAUUAUCACUGUUGGAAGAGCUCUAAAUCAAGCAGCCAUGGCUAACAGAGGACCCAGUUACGGGCUUAGCAGGGAGGUUCAGGAGAAGAUAGACCAGAAGUAUGCACCAGACCUGGAGGCCAGACUGGUGGACUGGAUCAUUUUGCAGGUUGGAGGAGGCAUAGAUAGACCAGAUCCUGGGAGGCUGAACUUUCAGAGCUGGCUCAAGGAUGGAACAAUUCUUUGUAGGCUCAUUAAUAGCCUCUAUCCCCCGGGUCAAGAGCCUAUAAAGAAGAUAACACAGACAAAUAUGGUCUUCAAGCAGAUGGAGAAGAUCUCACAGUUCCUGCAGGCAGCUGAAGCAUAUGGUGUUAUUACCGGGGACCUUUUCCAGACUGUUGAUCUGUGGGAAGGGAAGGACAUGGCUGCCGUGCAAAGGACCUUAUCGGCACUCGGUAGUCUGGCACUCACAAAGGAUGAUGGUCAAUACCGUGGUGAACCGGACUGGUUUCAUAGGAAAGCUCAGGAAAACCGCAGAGAGUUUUCUGAGGAGCAGUUGCGUCAAGGCCGCAGUUUGAUUGGCAUGCAGAUGGGCGGUAAAUCAGGGGCGUCUCAGUCUGGCAUGAGGGGGUACGGAAUGCCACGCCAGAUAAUGUAAAAGUCUUGGUUUAUUUAAAUGGAUCCAAAAUUAGCCCAUUAGCUCUGGGAUAUUGUGCAGGAUCUCUUUAUCAAUGUCGCCUAAUACUGACCAUCUCAAAGCACUUUAUUAGAGCAUUACAGAUGAUGUCUUAUAAUAAACCUUUAUGAGCUCACAGCGGCUCUUGUUCACUCAGUUAUACGGUCAGUUGUGUAAUCUCAGUCAGUUGAAAUAUAUCCGUCAGACUGGUGAUCAAGGUUUCUAUCAACACAGACCUGACAGCAUGGAACAGCACCAUUGUUCAAGGAUACAUUUGAGUUAUUUUGUCAAUUUUAAUGAUAGUCAAAAUAGUGUUAGGUAACAAUAUUCUUUAUUCAGGUAAUUUACAGCACCACUAGUCUUAUUCUUUAUUUACCACUGUGGAAUGUGACUGCAAUACUAACAUUAUAUUUCACUCCAUGUUUUGCAUGGUUUCUUUAUGCAAAUUUGCCAUCAGUAUGUUAAGUUAAAUAUUGUUUUAAAGUACUUUGAAAUGUAUUAUUAAUACUGAUUACUUCAUGACUGUACAGGAACAUAUUGUGAGAAGCAUAAUAAUGUUUACUGAACUAAUGGUUUGUAAUUUUGAAAAGCAUCUAAACCUGUAUGGAUUAAAGAUGGUUUUCGAGCUA